This is a messenger RNA of Thalassophryne amazonica, 2578 nucleotides long. Its product is annotated as F-BAR and double SH3 domains protein 2-like. Gene Ontology annotation, molecular function: protein binding. The record is from RefSeq and is a predicted model, not a curated record. The transcript has 20 exons. Gene Ontology annotation, biological process: neuromuscular synaptic transmission; regulation of actin filament polymerization. The coding region runs from base 180 to 2447 and encodes 755 amino acids. NCBI's taxonomy places the organism in Eukaryota, Metazoa, Chordata, Actinopteri, Batrachoidiformes, Batrachoididae. Gene Ontology annotation, cellular component: recycling endosome; neuromuscular junction.
CCCCGGAGCCACAGUGUUUUCUGCGGGACUCCGCUCACUACUUUCUAGGACUCUCCAUGGCCGCUUGAGACGCAUCGAACGCUGUUUUCUCAUUUUUUUGUUAGUUGUAAACGUUUGGAAAAAACUUUUCCCAGACAAACUUAGGUCUUUGGUGUUGUUUUUAUGUUCGAAAAACGAGGAUGCAGCCUCCACCGAGAAAGGUUCGGGUCACUCAGGAGCUGAAACACCUACAUGCAGAGCAGAUGAGCAGGUUGCACGUCAAACACCAGGCAGAAUGUGACCUCCUGGAGGACCUGAGGACUUUUAGCCAAAAGAGGGCAUCUGUGGAGCGGGAAUACGCCCAGGCGCUCCAGAAGUUGGCGAAUCAAUAUCUAAAGAGGGAAUGGCCAGAUACAAUGUUGGAAGAACAAGAAAGCCAAAGGAACAUAUACUGUGUGUGGAGGGCGUAUUUGGAGGGCACGGUCCAGGUCGCCCAGUCCAGGAUCAGCGCCUGUGACAACUACAAAGUCCAGGUUGUUGAUCCCGCCAAGAUGGCCAGAGUGCAGAAGGACCAGCAGCUGAGGAAGUGCAUCGAACAGCUGACGGUGGUUCAGGCAGAACUGCAGGACUCUGUGAAAGAACUGACCAAGAGCCGGAAGAAGUACCAGGAGGCUGAGACCAUGGCGCAGGCUGUCCGGGAGAAGGCUGAACUAGAGGCCAAGUCCAGGCUAAGUCUGUUCCAGUCCAGAUCAAGUCUGCAGCGGGCGAGCAUAAAGCUGAAAGCCAAAAGGAACGAAUGCAACGCCAAAGCGACUCAUGCCAGGAACGACUACUUCCUCACGGUAGCAGCCGCUAACGCUCAUCAGCGGCGCUACUAUGAAACUGACCUACUGGACUGCAUCAAGGUCUUAGACGGCAGGAUCUACAAGCAGGUCAAAGAAUACCUGGUCUCGAUGUGUCAGACUGAGCUGGAAACAUAUCAGACCGUCCACAAUGUCUUCAACCACCUUUUGAACAGCUCCACUGGGAUUCUUCGGGAGUUUCACCAGCAGCUGUUUGUCCAGAAGAAUCCUGUGUUUCAGCAAAACUCUGACUUUAUGUACCAGCCCAUCGACGCUGACACGGUGAUGCAGCUGCAGAAAGAGAGCGGCACCGCAGAGGAGCACAGUCUGGAUAAGGAGGCCAGGAAGUGGGCGAGCCGCGUGGCUCGAGAGUACAAGAGCAUCAUCCACACCCAGAGAAUUCUGGAGGAAUACGGGACUCAGGAUGCUUCGGAUCAAAACCACAGUGAGCUGGAGCCCAAGGUGGAGGUGGCCAGGCAGAGUCUCCGCAGGGCCGAGACGGUGAAGCUGAAAGCGGAGGCUCGUCUGGACUUGCUGCGGGAGGCGGGCAUUGCUGUGGAAACGUGGCUGAAGAGCGCCAUGAACCAGGUGAUGGAGGAGCUGGAGAACGAACGCUGGGCCAACCUCAGUACCCAUGAUCCUUCAUUCUCCGGAACAGCAGAUUUGGAGCGGGAGGAUGAGGAGGAGACUGAGGACAGCGGAGAGGUUCUGGAUGACUGCAGCUCGAGUCCGUCCAGCACCUUAAAAAAUUAUCCCCUCACCUGCAAAGUCCUUUACUCCUACAAGGCAUCUCAGCCAGAUGAGCUGACCAUUGAGGAGCAAGAGAUCCUGGAGGUCAUUGAUGAUGGAGACAUGGAAGACUGGGUCAAGGCCAGGAACUGCAGUGGGCAGGUUGGAUACGUUCCGGAGAAGUACCUGCAGCUUCCAUUCUCCAACAGCCUGCUCAGCAUGCUGCAGUCUCUGGCUGCCCUGGAUGCCCGAUCCCACUCCUCCAGUAACUCCACCGAACCUGAAACCGAAAUACCAACCGGCUCAGUCAAUGGAGACUCCAGCGUGUCAUUUGCAAAGGCCCUGUACGACUACGCGGCGCAAACGGACGAUGAGCUGUCCUUUCCGGAAGGCGCCAUCAUCCGCAUCCUCAGCAGAGAGACCCACGAGGACGACGGAUUCUGGGAGGGCGAGUUUAACGGCGUUGUGGGCGUGUUUCCAGCCGUUCUGGUGGAGGAUCUAAACAGCACCAGCGAGAAUGGAGACUCCUCCAGAGACGGCAGCACACAGGCGUCGCCCUCGUCUGUGGCUCAGUGCGAUCGAUCCCCUCACAGUCCCUUCCACCCAGGGCCCCUCCACAGCAGCCCCCUUCAGACACCCACCACGGCCUCUCCACAGGCCAGUCCCUCCAGCGCCACAGCCUCUCCCAUUGGCCGACCGCCAUCCUAUCACAACGGGCAUCACAGGCCACCGCCAGCAUCGCACAAAAAUCCAGCCCAAGGUUCUCCACAACCUCCUAAAUACCCAGAUAGUGCAUCCGGCACCAUUCGCCCCGUCCGUGCUGCUCCUCCGCCCCCGAAGCAGCACCCUCGAGGCCAGGUCAAACGACGGGAGGAAGUGGAGGUCACGCUGGUGUAACGGCGCCGCGCCGCCCUGGUGGUGGUGGUGGUGGCAGCGCCUGCUCUGUUUAUACUGUGGCCUCUUAACGUUCUUCCAAAAGAAACCCAAGGAAACUUCAAGCCACCCUGAGACCUCCUGGAGGUCAGGCG